UUCAUCUGGAGUGAUUCCAAGGAGGCCAGGCCACCCUCUAGCUGGGGCCCGUAACACAGCAGGGAGCAACUCUGCCUGGGUCCUGCGCUCAGACAGGGCCCCUUCUUCCUUCUCUGUGCUCAGCCCUCUGCAGCUCAGAGACAUCAAGGAACUUACUCCAGGCCACACAGCUGAAGCCAGGCCCUUGUGGUUUCAAGGCCCUGUUCCUUCUGCGGCCGGCCCCGCCUCUCUCCUGAUGGCUCUUCCCUGCUCAUGACUCACAGGAGCGGCCUAGGACUCUUCUGCCUUCUGGGUGGAAUGUUCUGGUUCCCAGGACUGGGUGUGGACAGAACAGAGACCACAGGGGCCGCUGGGCUGUGUUGAGUCCCCUGGGCAGACAGUGUUUCCUCGAUAAGCUCCCACCAGACUCCAGAGUCAACCUCAGACAAGCACGUCAGCUGCGUCCCCAGUGGGGUCAGGCCACAUACUGGGCCGGGAGCUGAGACAGCUACCCACACUGGUGCUGCCCGCCACCUUCCCCGCCUCCUUCUUACUUGUACCAGGGAAAGCCAGGCCCUGCCACUGAGAGAAGGAACUCUCCCUUAAAGAGAAUGAUUAAGCUGUGGGCACCCCCUGGGGGCUGAAAUGGGUCCUUUCCUUACAGUGGUGCCCUUUGAGCUGGGAGAGGCGCCAGGUCCUGCCACCUCGGCCAGCACCCACCUCCAGACCGCCUCCUUCUGCCUUUCACACAGGGUGGGGCCGGGGGGGCCUUUAUUCCUUCCUCACUCCCCAGGUGCCCCACUGAGCUCUGGCAUUCAUCCCCCAGCACCCGAGCCAGCAAUGGCAGCUCCUUUCAAACCCCCAGAGAAGCAGAGCCUGGAUGAGGCGGUCCUCAGCCCCUUUGUGGGGGACUCGGUUCCCAGGCCUUUGAUCUCCCAGGCUUGCAGGAGUGGCUGCCAUAAUGUGGGUAUUGUGACCUCUGCACACCAAGCCCAUUGUGGGCGUCUCUCUCCAGGCCUGGGCACCUGAAAGCCCAUGAAAGCCUACUUGUCACGAGGAGAAGUUACAGUAUCUUGAGGAAAAGGGCCCUCCCCCUGGAAACACAAUGGAGGAAGAUCUGUGGGAAGCCAGCGCUUUUGUGUGGGAGAACACAGCAUGCUGAGUGGUCUGCAUGUUUGCUCCAAGGGCCCUGGGAGCAGCCAGGGCAGCAGUCUGGAAGCUUUGGGAACUAGAAAGGAAAGUGACUGCUUUGGAAGAGAGCCAUACAUCAUACGCCGUCCUCCAACACGAGCCUCAGACUCCUCUCUCUCUCUCCCAAGUCUUGCGUAUCAGUGGGUGAGGCUCACUUCUCAAGCCCAUCGGCCUGGCUCAGAAGAAGAGAGACUUCCCAAGAAUCCCCGUGGGGUCAAGACACCCCUGGGCAGGUGCGGGCCCCCCCCAUCCCCCGGAGAAACCACUCCUCUGGCUCUGGUUACCUCCCCCAGGAGGUUUCUUCCUGAGUCUGAGACUGAGGUCAGCACGGCACCCUCCCCUCAGCAGGCCGUACAAGGAAGACAAGCGUCUGGGCAGCACCUGCAACAUGACAGGCGCCCAGCCGAUGGCCAGGUCCCUGCCACGGCCCAGCUCACCUGCUUGUGUCCUGACAUCUGCCUGGAUCGUCCCGCCCAAACUCAGGGAGCCGAGCUCGGAAUCCUACUACCACUUGCUGAGGGACCUUGGACAAGCACACACUUCCUGGGUUUCCAUUUCUUCGCCUGGAAAAUGGGAAUAACACCACUAUCUACCUCACGAAGUGGUCAUUUGGAUGAUCUGAUUCAGAAAACACCACAUAAAGUCCUCGGCCUGCACCAGGGGUCUCUUCCUCCCCCGGCCUGGUGGCCACAGCUCCAGUGGGGCCUCACCCACCUGCAGGAUGAGCAACAUCUGGACAAUGGAUGAGGGUGGCUGGGACUGGGCCAGCAGCAGCAAAUCACCCAG
Zalophus californianus (California sea lion) is the source of this 1956-nucleotide messenger RNA. RefSeq lists its product as uncharacterized. NCBI's taxonomy places the organism in Eukaryota, Metazoa, Chordata, Mammalia, Carnivora, Otariidae. Bases 1135 to 1917 code for a protein of 260 amino acids. The transcript is spliced from 5 exons. The record is from RefSeq and is a predicted model, not a curated record.